Messenger RNA from Thalassophryne amazonica, 2013 nucleotides. RefSeq names its product ATPase H+ transporting V1 subunit G1 (gene atp6v1g1). Gene Ontology annotation, molecular function: proton-transporting ATPase activity, rotational mechanism. Gene Ontology annotation, biological process: proton transmembrane transport. Gene Ontology annotation, cellular component: vacuolar proton-transporting V-type ATPase complex. The record is from RefSeq and is a predicted model, not a curated record. NCBI's taxonomy places the organism in Eukaryota, Metazoa, Chordata, Actinopteri, Batrachoidiformes, Batrachoididae. The transcript is spliced from 3 exons. Bases 161 to 517 code for a protein of 118 amino acids.
UUCAUUGUUAUCUGGCAGUAAUUGAAGAAGCGGAAGUAGUGACGCAGCAUCAGCUGACUGCAGAAAUCUUCUGUCGACCUUCUUUCGUUUCGGUGUUAAAAGGACUCUUAUUCGUGGUUGUUUGUUUGUUGGUUGUUUAUUUGUUGUUGUUUGCUGAAUAAUGGCCUCUCAGUCUCAGGGGAUCCAGCAGCUGCUUCAGGCCGAAAAAAGAGCCGCGGAGAAAGUCGCUGACGCCCGCAAACGAAAGAACCGGCGUCUGAAGCAGGCAAAGGAAGAAGCUCAGGCAGAAAUUGAACAGUACCGCCUGCAAAGAGACAAAGAAUUUAAGACCAAAGAAGCUGCUGCUCUUGGUUCCCAUGGCAACAGUGCCGUUGAGGUGGAUCGUGACACAGCUGAGCGAAUGAGCCGAAUCCAAACCAGUUACUCUGGCAACAGGGAGGCAGUGCUGGAAGAAUUGCUGCAUCACGUCUGUGACAUCCAGCCCGAGUUUCACACCAACUACCGCGUGGCCGGCUGAAGAGAAUCCGGGAACAUGGCAGAGUAACGGAUGCUCUAAGAAUUAGCUACUUUGUUGUUGUUGUUUUUUAUGAUGAUGAUUGUGCAUCAUUUUGUGUGUGUUCAAAUUAAUAUUCAGUGUUUUAGUGGUGUAUGUAUUCUUUCUUUCAUACCCUUACAGUCAGAAUGUUACUGUAAUGUUAAGUUAUUUUUGUCUUUUUGAGCUUUGAUAAUUUUUUGCACCUCCUGCUGGUAAAACAUUUGACUGCCGUAAUUUAUAAUGAAGUUGAUAAUGUGACCAGUGUUUGUGACACACGUUGAUCCCUGAUGUUAGUUUUUGAUAUCAUCACUUUUGGCACAUAAAUAAAAUCAAAACAAACUUCCUGAUUUGACCACGCCCUGAAACUAGCCAAGCAAGAGAAGGGUCUCUUGUACUCGAUUCUCAAAGCUGAGUCGCUGGACAGAGCUGUGCUAAAAGUAGUUUCCAACCAAUAAGGAUUUCGGGUAGGCGAGAGCUAUGAUACUAAUAAUGAGGAGUAACAAAUUCACGAUGUAAUUGAUAUAUACAAAACAUGACGAUUAUUCCUAACAUUUCAUUAUCAAAGCCUUCAAUCCUUUAUACAUGCCUUCUCUGUUCAAGGGUCACGGCGGGGCUGGAGCUUAUCCCAGCGGUCGCAGGGCAUGAGCCUUGGUACUCUCUGGACGCCACAUCAGUCUGUCGCAGGACCACAUAUAGACAAACGCAUUCACGCUUGCGGUCAAUUUUAAAGUUUCCAGUUCACCUAACCUGCAUGUCUUUGAAAGUGAGAUGAAGCCUGAGCACCCUGAAGGAAUCCACACAAACACGGGGAGAACAUGCAGUGUCACACAGAAAAGACCAGCUGGGAAGCAAUCCCACAACCUUCUUGUUGUGAAGCAGCUGCUAACUGCUAAGCCAUCUUGUGUUUUCAAACCCUUGUGAAAAAAAUGUAAUUGAGGUUUGAUUCUUUACAGAUUAAACAUGGAUUUUAUUAUAAAUAUAUAAUUAACCAGCCAACAUACAUCACGCUGCCUUCACUCGCUUUAACAGUCAUACUGUAUCACUCAACAUUUACAUAAAAUAGAAUUCUCAUCUAUUUUGGCCCUGCUUAGGUGGUGGCAUGGUGAUCACUUUUCUUGUUGCUGUAAACGUCCACUCUGAUUGAAAAUGAAUGGCAGCUAGUCGCUUUGCCUCUGUCUCUUGUUGUUAAUGUUACCACAGGGUGAUGGGGGUUCCAGCCAUGUUUGACAGCAUUGAAAGUUAUGCUGAGUGCCCGUUACUGGAAAAACUAUGUAAUGACACCAUUUCCAUCAGUUCCUGUUGUUUUCUGCAAUUUAUUUGGUAAAAUGAGGAAAAAAAAAAAUAAAAUCCAAAAUAACAUACCCACGUUUGUGAAAGGAUCAUAUUUGCUGAUAUUAUCACUGAUGUCAGAUUCUUGCUAAAAGCUUUUCAUUGUGAAGUUGUUUGCGAUGAUGAAAUAAAUAUAGACAUUACUUAUU